AUGGAGAAGAUGGAUAGCAAACAGCAGCACGUUGAAGCUGCAAACGCUAGUCAAGUGAUAGAGUCUGGAAUGCAACACGAUUUCUACGUCGAAGAUCGAGUCGCUCAUCUCUCUGAGGAACAUCGCCAGUAUAUUCUUGCGAAGCAUGGAACACUGGAUUUAGAUCCUAUCCCUGACAUGACCGAUGCCGAUCCGUACAAUUGGCCACAAUGGAGGAAAAACUUGAACUUAGCCCUCGUCGCCUUCCACGCCAUGAUGGCCACAUUCACUGCCUCGUCAAUCCAAUCUGCAUUCGAAAAUAUAUCCGAAGACUUCGAAAUCAGUAUGCAGCGAACCAGCUACCUCGUCUCUCUCGUCAUCGCCGUGCUAGGUGGAGCGCCUCUUUUCUGGCGCCCGCUGUGUAAUCGCUAUGGUCGCCGCCCCAUCUUUCUGAUCUCGUUGACCUGCAGUUUGAUUGGAAAUAUUGGCUGUGCAAACAGUCAUUCCUAUGCAACAAUGGGUCUCUGCCGUGCCAUUACUGCCUUCUUUAUCAGCCCUGCAGCUGCUAUCGGUAGCGCUGUUGUCGCAGAGACUUUCUUCCGGAAAGAUCGUGCUCGCUGCAUGGGUGCAUGGACGCUAAUGGUUACUCUGGGAGUCCCUGCUGCUCCGUUUAUCUUUGGAUUUGUCGCUUUGCGUGUGGGUUAUCGCUGGAUUUAUUAUACCCUUGCAAUUGUCAACGGAAUCCAACUGAUCAUCUACUUCGUUUUCGGAUACGAAUCCCUCUACAUUCGCAGCAAUGCCCCCUCCAACGUCGCCGCCCCUGAGAGAAGUCUCUUCAAAUUCAGCCGUAUCGAUCCUACACCACUGAAACUUUGGGACUUCAUCCAGCCCCUCAGCUACGUGAUGAAACCAUGCGUGGUCAUCCCGGCCGCCGCUUACGCAAUGAUCUUCCUUUGGGGCAGUAUCACGCUCACAAUCGAGAUCUCCCAGAUCUACCCGCCCGAGUUUGGCCUGAACACGCAGCAGGUCGGUCUGCAAUUCCUUGCUGUUAUCGUCGGAUCUGUCAUCGGUGAACAGAUUGGCGGGCUUAUCUCUGAUCGCUGGAUGCUUAUGCGUCAGAAGCGGACUGGAGAACCAGCUCCGUACGAACACCGUCUUUGGUUGAGUUAUAUUGGCCAUGCUUUGACGAUCUGUGGUCUUGUGGUUUUCUGUAUCCAGAUCCGGGAUUCUGGCGGUGUAUGGAAUAUCACUCCUCUUAUCGGCGCUGCUAUUGCCGCUGGCGGUAAUCAGAUCGUUACCACAAUUGACAUUACUUAUGCGGUUGAUUGUUACCGUGAGGAUGCUGCCAGCGUGGGUGUUUUUAUCACCUUUGUUCGGCAGAUUUGGGGAUUCAUUGGUCCUUUCUGGUUCCCUCAGAUGUUCGAGGUUGUUGGCUGGGCUGGAGGUGCUGGCAUUGCCAUUGCUCUCAUAGUUUGUGUCAGCAUUAUUCCGACUAUCUUGGUGCAGUGGAAAGGAGCUACCUGGCGUUGA
Molecule: messenger RNA, 1509 nt
Organism: Penicillium vulpinum
Lineage: Eukaryota; Fungi; Ascomycota; Eurotiomycetes; Eurotiales; Aspergillaceae
Exons: 3
Coding region: 1-1509 (502 amino acids)
Biological process (GO): transmembrane transport
Molecular function (GO): transmembrane transporter activity
Source: RefSeq, a predicted model, not a curated record